This is a messenger RNA of Drosophila rhopaloa, 915 nucleotides long. Its product is annotated as chymotrypsin-1. Lineage: Eukaryota; Metazoa; Arthropoda; Insecta; Diptera; Drosophilidae. The record is from RefSeq and is a predicted model, not a curated record. Gene Ontology annotation, molecular function: serine-type endopeptidase activity. The coding region runs from base 43 to 843 and encodes 266 amino acids. The transcript has 2 exons. Gene Ontology annotation, biological process: proteolysis.
UCGCGCUAUCCGGCACUGUCCCUCGUCUCCGGAGACUUUGUGAUGGCUGUCCGUUUGUCUAUGAUUUGGGUGUCUCUCCUGCUUUUGGGCACUUCCAUUGACGUCACGGGCGCCAAGCGUUUGGAUCGUAAAGUUUCGGACAAUCGAAUUGUGGGUGGCCAGGAGGCGGAAGACGGGGUGGCCCCUUAUCAGGUAUCCAUUCAGACCACCUGGAAAACACACAUCUGCAGCGGAGUCAUUCUCGAUAAAGAGUGGAUCCUAACGGCCGGCCAUUGUGCACUGGACUUUAGCAUCGAGGAUCUGCGGAUUAUAGUGGGCACAAAUGAUCGCCUGGAUCCGGGUCAGACCCUUUUUCCGGAUGAGGCCCUGGUCCAUUGUUUGUACGAUGUUCCGUAUGUCUACAACAAUGACAUAGCCUUGAUUCAUGUCAACGAGUCGAUUAUCUUCAAUGAUCGCACCCAAAUCGUUGAGCUGAGCAGCGAUCAACCGCCGGCGGGAUCCGUGGUUACUUUGACGGGUUGGGGUGCUCCGGAAAGUAGUUUUCCCACGGUGCAGCAUUUGCAGACCAUCAAUCUGACCAUAAUCGAUCACGAGGAGUGCCGGGAGCGAUGGGACUACCACAACGGCAUCGACAUUGGUCACAUCUGCACAUUCACGCGGGAUGGCGAGGGAGCCUGCUCCGGGGACUCUGGAGGUCCCCUGAUGUGGGAGGGCAAAGUGGUGGGCCUGGUCAACUGGGGACGAGCCUGCGGCGUUGGCAUGCCAGAUAUGUAUGCCAACACAGUUUACUACCAGGAUUGGAUCCGAAGGACUCGCACAGGAUGCAAAAAUCGUGUUACCUAAAUGAGGUCAAAGGAAUGGUGCCAUGAUGUAUAUUGUCAUGAAUAUGUGAAAUAUAUUUAUUGAUCAAAACAA